AUUCAGCCAGUCCGCUGGUUAUUUAUACUGCUGCGCUUCUGCAGUGUAGUGUUUUCGCUUGCGUUGUAGCAGUGAACUGUUAGAAGUGAUGGCACUGAAGGCUGUUUGCGUUCUUAAGGGUUCUGGGGAUGUUGUCGGAACUGUGUUUUUUGAGCAGCAGGAUGACUCUGCUCCUGUGAAGGUGACGGGCGAGAUCAAGGGCCUAACAGCGGGUCUGCACGGCUUUCACGUCCACACCUUCGGAGAUAACACUAACGGCUGCAUGAGCGCUGGCCCUCACUUCAACCCAUUCAGCAAGACUCAUGGGGGACCAACUGAUGAAAUCAGGCAUGUUGGUGACCUAGGAAACGUGACUGCUGAAGGUAACGUAGCCAAAAUUGACAUUACGGACAACGUCAUAAGCCUGACUGGACAACGCUCUAUUAUUGGCCGGACAAUGGUGAUUCAUGAGAAGACUGAUGACCUGGGAAAGGGGGGUGAUGAUGAGAGCCUGAAGACGGGCAAUGCAGGCGGGCGCCUCGCCUGUGGUGUUAUAGGCAUCGCUGAGUGACUGUCCUCCAAGUCAACCACAACACCAACCAAUGGAACCACUGUAGAGUAGCUGACUAAUGAGUACCCCUCUAAGAUGCUCUUUGUAAGCUUUUGGGCUCAUGUUCCCCCAGUAAACCGCUUUUAAAAAGUGGCCCAUAAUGCAUAAACACUUGUACUUUUCACAUUUCCCAAGCUUGUUUUCAGUGUGAGUUGGCUAAGCAUCUUGUUUUCAAAUGACUAUUGUUAACCCUUUUACCAAAUGUACUUGUAAUCCAUGGUCUUGGGUAGUGUUUUUUUUAUGUUUGAGUUAAUAAUGCACACUGCAAGAGUGAGAGACGUUAAUUCUGUCUUCAGAGUCUUAAGUCUGCGGACUAAAAUGUCAACAUGCAAGUAAUUGACCCUGGCUGCUGAAUGACGAUGUGAUAAUUCCUGGUCCUAGAUCUUGGCCUUUAAAUGGAUGUGAAUGAA
Molecule: messenger RNA, 999 nt
Organism: Brienomyrus brachyistius
Lineage: Eukaryota; Metazoa; Chordata; Actinopteri; Osteoglossiformes; Mormyridae
Gene: sod1
Product: superoxide dismutase 1, soluble
Exons: 5
Coding region: 89-550 (153 amino acids)
Biological process (GO): removal of superoxide radicals
Cellular component (GO): nucleus; mitochondrion; peroxisome
Molecular function (GO): copper ion binding; superoxide dismutase activity
Source: RefSeq, a predicted model, not a curated record